Aspergillus niger is the source of this 1071-nucleotide messenger RNA. RefSeq lists its product as uncharacterized. The transcript is spliced from 2 exons. The record is from RefSeq and is a predicted model, not a curated record. The coding region runs from base 1 to 1071 and encodes 356 amino acids. NCBI's taxonomy places the organism in Eukaryota, Fungi, Ascomycota, Eurotiomycetes, Eurotiales, Aspergillaceae.
AUGCGCGCAGCAUCACUGUACAGCCUGCCAUCAAUUUCCCGACCCAACCGCUCCGCCGCAACAUCAGCUCGCCUCUUCUCAUGCACAUCCCUCCGCUCCAACCGCUCGCGCAUACCCCUGGACAUCCCUCCUCCAUUCCCCAUUACCAAGACAUGUCCCGAACCGAGCUGCUCAUGUCCCUCGACACCGUCCAUGCCCGCCCCGAUCGACUAUGACCAGCCGCUAAACGGAACAAUGGCGGCCUACGCGCAGCAGCUUCUCAUCUGCACCGGACAACGAGACUGGACAAGUCGCAUAGAAGAGGACGGUCAGGGCCAGAACUGGGGUGAGCUGGUUCGAGGAUUGAAAAGCCUUCUCGGGCGUGGGGGGAAAUAUGCCGACCCCUUCAACAAUAUCCUAGUCACCAACGCCUCCUUCCUCCCCUCCUCCUCCUCCUCCUCAUCAUCAACCAGCACAUCUACCUCGCAGACCGCAUCCGCCUUUCUCUUCCCCAGCUUCAAAUACUUCCCCUCCGUCCCCGUUAAUCUCCCCGAUUCCGCCCCCGCAACAACCGAUCUCUCGACCUUCGUCCGCGCGUUCCUCCUCCCUAUCGAAUCGAGACAUGGCGGGCAGAUCCGCGACCAGGCUCUGGCGGCUGAAUUCCCAGAUGCUGUUGAUCUGCAACACUCCCCCGUUGUGUUGAUCUGCGGCCACGGUGGUCGCGACAUGCGAUGUGGUGUAAUGGCGCCGGUUCUGGAGACCGAGUUUCAACGGGUGUUGCAGUCUAAGGGGUACACGUCCGCGGGAAGUGACAAUAGUGUCGUUGACAGCCCCGAGCAUGCUCACAUCGGGUUAAUCAGCCAUGUUGGCGGACACAAGUACGCUGGAAACGUCAUCGUUUACAUCCCUCCCGGAAUGAAGGAAGCUGGCUCUUCCUCGCCGCAUCCAUUGGCGGGCAAGGGUAUCUGGUAUGGGCGUAUUGAGCCCAAGCAUGUGCAGGGUGUGGUGGAGGAGACGAUUCUGGGUGGAAAGGUCAUUACGGACCAUUUCCGUGGGGCAGUUGAUCGGGAGAGUGGGGUGUUAAGGUUGUAG